Molecule: messenger RNA, 267 nt
Organism: Chironomus riparius
Lineage: Eukaryota; Metazoa; Arthropoda; Insecta; Diptera; Chironomidae
Source: the annotation of a GenBank genome assembly
AUGCGUAUUAUCGUGAUUUUGGUUUUGUUUUCUGUCAUCGCUUAUGCAUCAUCUAGUGCUAUAAUUCGGUUCAAAACAAAUGCAGUUAAAUCACCAAAAGAGAAAGAGAUUUUGAUAAAGGAUCGUUCACCAGCAAUGGCAAUUAAUUUUGGAAAAUUAAGAGAUGGAUGUGAUUUUAAUGAAUGCAUGACUUAUUGUUCUUCAAUCAUGGAUCCACCAUUUAUUGCCGUAUGCAUUGGUGACUAUUGUGUUUGUGAGGAAUUGUAA